This is a messenger RNA of Branchiostoma floridae (Florida lancelet), 2441 nucleotides long. RefSeq names its product mitochondrial dynamics protein MID51-like. The transcript has 4 exons. The record is from RefSeq and is a predicted model, not a curated record. Gene Ontology annotation, cellular component: mitochondrial outer membrane. Lineage: Eukaryota; Metazoa; Chordata; Leptocardii; Amphioxiformes; Branchiostomatidae. Gene Ontology annotation, biological process: positive regulation of mitochondrial fission; mitochondrion organization. The coding region runs from base 181 to 1512 and encodes 443 amino acids.
CGAAUGACCUCACCAGCCCAACUGCCACAGAAGAUAGACAGCAGAAAAGAUGUGGGAGGCGUGGCUGUGUGGGACAUGUGAGCUGUUUCUGCCGGACCUUCGUUCUGUCCACAUUGACCUGCCCUGCUGACGGAGUUCCUGACCCCCCUACAGACCCCCCCCUACACCCCCCCUCCAGCCAUGGCCUCCACCCGCAGCAGGGGGGACGGUGGGCUGAUGUACUGGGGACUCAAGGUGCUGGCAGGUGCGGCAGGGGCUGCGGUGGUGGGCGCGGCCGCCUGGGCUGCCAAGAACUUCUACGAGUCAUCCGACGCUGACCCCCGACCUCCCGGUGACCCCCGCCCCCCCGCAGACCGUGCCUGGCACGAGUCUGAGGAGUCCAGCGACGAGGAAACACGAGAAAAGGCGAAGGAACGCCUCCCCAGAUCCAACGCCUGCUCCCCUUACAAAAGAGCCUCCCCGAAACAGGGGAAAAUGGACAGGAAAAGUCUCCUACACAAACUACGCCGUUACCAUGACAACCUGGUAGAGAUUCCGCAGAACGAGAUCGACAUGGCGAAGGAGGUGACACAGAUCAUCACCGCGGCGAUACGAGACUUUAUAAAAACGAAGAAGCCGGAGCUGCCGCUGGGCGAGCUGUACCCGGACGGACACGUGUACGACGGGAUGAAGGUUAUCCGUGCGGACCAGACGAGCGUGAUGGCGCCCAUGAGCCUCGACGUGAACAUGUGGCAGCUGGUGCCCGGGGAGGAGACCGUCCUGUGCGUCCCCGGCUGGUGCCUGAUUCGCAGGCAGAACGUGGACUACUUCCCCAUGGGCACCAGCGGGUGGGACCACUUUGUUAUAGGGGGGUACCUGUCCCCGCGGGUGGUGAUGAAGAUGUUCAUCCGGAUGGUGCAGGAGAGCAUCAACUGGCCCUCCCUCAGCCACGCCUUCGGCUUCCAGGUCCGGCCCGCCAUGCGGGGCCUCACCGCCGCACUGGACGUGUUCUACGGGAGCGACCUUCAGCACCGCGUGCACAUCACGCUCACGCCCUCCAUCCGCUUCGAGAACCUGGAGCUGGUUGCCGUGCCACACCCGGCGAUACAGCGGGCGGGGCGGCCGGACGGGCUGGAGAGUCACCAGAACCUGUGGCGGGAGUCGUUCCUGGAGGCCGAGCGCAUCAAGCUGGAGACACUGGAGGACGGGAUCGGGUGUCACCGCGUCUGUCUCAAGGUCGUCAAGGCCGUGACGGAGACGAACACGGAGCUACGGGCGCUCAGGUACGAGCACCUGCUGCACCUGAUGUUCCACCUGUGCGACAAGGAGACCAGGUGGGAGCCGGACCACCUGGUGGACAGAUAUGAGGACAUGCUGCAGUACCUGCAAGGUGCCCUUGCCCAGGGGGCGCUGCUGCACUACUUUGAUGAGAGCGUGAACCUGUUCGCUGACCUUCGACCCGAGACGCUGAGCACGAUGCACCAGGUGAUGUCUCUCGCCGUGUCACACCCCGCCAGCCUGCUGCAGAGAUGAGGCUACCUGGACACACCUGGACACGCCUAGAUACAUCGGGACACGCCUAGAUACACGUGGACACGCCUAGAUACACCUGGACACGCCUAGAUACACCUGGACAUGCCUAGAUACACCUGGACACGCCUAGAUAUACCUGUUCUACACUCUACCUGCUGCAGGGGUGACAAAGAGUUCUAAAAAAGAAGCAGACAGCAGGGAACAGACGAUGUGUGGGUUGGAGGCGUUCCUGGUUCCAACAUGGUGGAGGAGUGUCAGGUUACUUCAGGACUUGAGCAGACUGCUGUUUGCCCCAAGAUGACAGAAGAGAGUCAGGUUACCCCAAUACUUCUCAUCUUCCAACAUGGUAGACGAGUAUUCGCUUACAGUAGUACUUUACACCUUCCUGACUGGUUCUCCUGUGCUUCAUCAUGGAGGAGAUGUGUCGGGUUACACCAGACCUUAACCAGGCUGAGCUCAGCUGCGAUGCAGGCAGAACGGUACAACAGAGUUCCUCCAUGGGGGGUAGACAUCCCGUUAGAUCCAUGCAGUCAGACGUUUCAGAUAGCGUCCACUGUCUUUCACCAGCGACUGAGUCAAAGACAAGUGUAACCUGUAUAUACAUGUAUAUUAAGUGAGUGUCUAAAGACUGAAGGCAAAUAUAAGGUGAUACUGCACAGUCAACAUAAGGAAUAGUCUAGAAUAUUCUCUCUUUUGCAAUAAACAGAUAUACAGUAACUUCAACCAAGGAGCUCUAUUCAACAUAAGGUCAUACUUGUUACACUUACACUAAAUCUGGCUCUGUGUAUGACCAUAUACUGAUGAUGAUAUAGUAACAUUUCCCACACUCGGCAUGUGAGAGGUUAACAUCAGUAAGAACUAUGUAGGAACCACUGUGCACAGGUUAUCAGAAAUCAUGAAAAUAAAUCUACUGGGUAUGAUAUACGGGA